Ilyonectria robusta is the source of this 960-nucleotide messenger RNA. RefSeq lists its product as uncharacterized. The record is from RefSeq and is a predicted model, not a curated record. Bases 497 to 955 code for a protein of 152 amino acids. The transcript has a single exon. Lineage: Eukaryota; Fungi; Ascomycota; Sordariomycetes; Hypocreales; Nectriaceae.
UGAGAUGGACAAUACACGGGGUUGUCAAUUUAGCUUUACCAAGAACCAAACUUGGAUACGAGAGGCGGCUGAAAGUAUUUAUAGGGUUGUAGGAUCCUACGCGCCUUUCCACGCAUGCAUGAAUAUCGAACGGUAUAUCAACCAAGUGAUAUAACCUGCUUGAUCCCCCACAUCAACAACCCGUCUUGCUCCUAACUGGUCUUAGGCAACGCCUCAGCGCACCCGCCCCGAAACUGCCGAAGAUGACAGCCAAGUGUCAAAGGCGCCGGGUCGCAGACGCGGUCGGAUACGCGGAGAAGAGGGAGGGAGGGGGGAUGGGAUUGGCGCUCCCGACACGACAGUGAAACGAGAGCUGUCCGAAGGGACUUUUUCGUCCCAUGUGAGGGCUUGGCGAAGGGAUGAGGCAGUGCUCGUCUCGAUGUGUUGUACGCCAUGUUUACCGAGGAAUUACUAAUUGACAGUUCUUGUCUUCUGGGGGCUCUGGGGGCCAGCGGAGAUGGGCGCUUUGGGCACAACUGGGGGCUCCUUGGCUGGGACGGUGAGUGUCGGGGUCAAGAUGCACAGCCUCACGGAUGUUCAGAGCGAUCGAUCAGGCGGCGACUUGGGGUUUGGAAUGAGGGGCCGAUGUCGACGUAUUCGUACUGGCGAGGACUUGAUUUGGGGACAUUUCCACUUUUUUCCCUUCCCCUCUUGGACACAUAAGGAGGUAAUGGACAUGGAUGCGCAUGGCGUUGGGAGGCGGCGUUGGGAGUUGUCCCGUCGGGGCCAGCCGGGGAAGCACAAGAGUAAAGUGGCGAAUAAUGGACAUGUAAUUGAAAGCUCUUUGGAUGUGUCGUUCAGCUGGGAAUUCUUGCCACCCGAGUUAGGGCUGAUUUACAGUGAGUUUAGGGGGGGGAAUGAAGGCAUCAUGAUGUCUAAGACAGGUUCCAAUCUAUGCCGUCACCACGUCCAAUAACUUCG